Messenger RNA from Stegostoma tigrinum, 2660 nucleotides. It is a transcript of the gene fbxl13, whose product is annotated as F-box and leucine-rich repeat protein 13. The record is from RefSeq and is a predicted model, not a curated record. The transcript is spliced from 22 exons. Gene Ontology annotation, biological process: SCF-dependent proteasomal ubiquitin-dependent protein catabolic process. Gene Ontology annotation, molecular function: protein binding. The coding region runs from base 22 to 2415 and encodes 797 amino acids. Gene Ontology annotation, cellular component: SCF ubiquitin ligase complex. NCBI's taxonomy places the organism in Eukaryota, Metazoa, Chordata, Chondrichthyes, Orectolobiformes, Stegostomatidae.
AGCUGCGCUCGAGCUGCUGCUAUGGUGUUCUUAAAGUUCGCAGAUCCCGUGUUGAAAGACUACAUCAAAUCACAUUCACUCCCCCAGAUUUAUGAGGCAUUGCUUAUUGGAUUAUUUGUUCAAUGUCCUGAUGAUUCAUUAAAAUACUUGGAAGAGAAAAUUAAAGAACUACAAAGCAAAAUGAAAAACUAUCAAUUGCUUUUGUCAAAUGCAAGGGGUCUGGAUUUGAGCUGGGAUAUGUUUAUUGCUGACGAAUUAAGGCAACGAAUGACCAAAAUGAUAGGCAGUUAUUUAAGCUAUCUGUUUGAUCUGGAGUCAGGUGAAGUGCUUGCUCCACAAUUGUAUGAGAAAGCAUAUUUCUUCCAUUCAAAUGUUUUAUUGAGGAGGUGCUUUUGUGGAUGGAAAUUGUAUAUCGAAAAAUUAAGAAAAUAUCAGAUGAAAAUGUUAGAAUAUCUCUCAAAAGCUGACCAUUUUUAUACAAAGAAAAAAUUAAAAGUGGCGUUUAACACAUGGAUGAAAUGGGUGCAGUUCCAAAAGAUGCAACAAAGCUUGGCAGUGAAACAUUUACAACAUGUCAGUGAUCAGCUUUUGUGCAAGAUUAUUUUACAGUUGUGGAGUGCUUUGGCAAAAGAGACGAGGAAAACUCGAGAGUACUUUGAUCGCCUGGAACGAGGGGAAUUGGAUGAUGAGAGUGAUACACAAUUGACAACUCCAAAAAAUCUAAAGGAUAUUGUUUCCACUUUACCUUGGUCAGUUGAACUAAAGAUUUUCAGUUAUCUUGGUGUUAAGGAGCUGGUAAGAUCUGCACAAGUUUGUCAAGCCUGGAAGGUGAUUGCACAGACAAGUUCUCUCUGGAGCAAGAUUAAUUUUUCCCCAGUAAGAAAACAGAUUGAAGACAAUGAUAUAGCAAAUCUUUUGCGAAGCUAUCGUCCUUUUGUUAUUCAGUUGAGCUUUCGUGGAUGCAGCAAUAUUGGUUGGGCGACUUUCAAAAGUGUCAGUGACUGUCGAAAUCUGCAGGAUCUAAAUUUAACAGAAUGCGCACAUGUAACAGAUGAAUUUGUGUCUAUGGUGGUGGAAAUGUGUACUUCGCUUCUGUACCUGAACCUGGCUUACACUACUAUUAGUGAUGGUACACUGAGAUCAUUAUCAAAGUUUGGGUUGAAUCUACAGUAUCUGAGCCUAGCCUACUCAAAGAAAUUCACAAAUAAAGGUUUGCAUUACCUUGCCACAGGGAAGGGCUGCCACAAGCUCGUCUACCUGGACAUUUCAGGUUGUACUCAGAUCUCAGUGAGAGGCUUUAGGUCAUUAGGAAUUGGCUGCAGUGAUAUUGAGCAUCUUGUAAUCAAUGACAUGGCAACUCUUACUAACAGCUGUAUCUCAGUCAUGGUUGGUUACUAUUACAACCUGACUACAAUUUCACUUCUUGCCUCUCCUCACAUAUCUGAUGCAGCUAUUAAAGCUCUUGUCCAAGGGAAGAGAAUUACCAAAGUUAAAAUUGAAGGUAAUCAACAUAUUAGUGAUGCAUCUUUAAAAAUGAUCAGCAGAAAUUGCCCAAACCUGAAUCACCUUUAUGUGUCUGACUGCCCAAGGAUUACAGAUAAUAGCCUGAAAUCAUUGGCAACAUUGAAACAUAUCAUUGUGUUGAAUAUUUCAGAUUGUAUAAGUAUCACUGAUGGAGGCAUAAGAAAUUUUAUGGAUGGUCCUUCAGCUUCAAGGCUCAGAGAACUAAAUCUAAGCAACUGCAUUUUUAUUACUGAUUUAUCAUUGCUGAAAAUUGCACAGCGGUGCCAUAGUUUAACACAUCUGAGAUUGCGUUACUGUGAACGCUUAACUGACAGUGGAAUUGAGUGGCUUGGGAACUUGCCUGUAUUGAACACCAUUGACCUAACAGGAACCAACAUACAAGAGCAGAGCUUAGGAGGUCUCUCCAACAACACCAGGAUAAUAGAGUUCACAGUGGCAGAGUGUUCAGGAGUUACUGAUAUUGGAUUACAGAAAUUCUGUCAUAAGAUGUACGAUCUGGAAUAUUUGGAUAUCUCCCAUUGCCUCCAAGUCUCUGAUUUCAGUACAAAGACGCUGGCUUUCUGUUGCAGAAGGCUCAUUUCACUGAACAUCGCCGGCUGCCCAAAGAUUACUGACUUAAGCAUCCAAUACUUGGCUGGGGUUUGCCAUUAUAUCUACUUCUUGGAUAUCUCAGGUUGUGUCAAUCUCACUGACUCAAUAUUCAACUUCCUUACGAAAGGCUGCAAAAAGCUACGGGUUCUGAAGAUGCUUUACUGCACAAACAUCUCACAAGAAGCUGUCAAAGCAAUAACCAAUGUUCAGCAUUUGGAAUACAACGACGAGAACCCACCUUUAUGGUUUGGAUAUGAUAACGAAGGGAAUGAGCUGGUCGCCAACAUGGAGGAUGAAUAGAGAUGAAAUGCUUAAUCAUCAAAUUGUUAAAAAACAGAAAUUUACUUCCUAUAUAUAAGAUUAUAUACUUUUAAUAAUCCAUAGAUGUGAUCUUCUUUGACCAUUUGUGAAACAAAAAAUUAAUUUAACAAUUAAAAGUUCAAGAUAGAGAUUGUAUUUGUAUUGAAAGACAACCAGAUUGAUUACCAAAAUCAUUUUAACGAGUGUCCACAAGAUAUUACAAUUAAAGUUGUAUCAACAGUCAA